Messenger RNA from Heterostelium album PN500, 4668 nucleotides. RefSeq lists its product as uncharacterized. NCBI's taxonomy places the organism in Eukaryota, Evosea, Eumycetozoa, Acytosteliales, Acytosteliaceae. The record is from RefSeq and is a predicted model, not a curated record. The transcript is spliced from 7 exons. Gene Ontology annotation, cellular component: membrane. Gene Ontology annotation, biological process: transmembrane transport. Gene Ontology annotation, molecular function: ABC-type transporter activity; ATP binding; ATP hydrolysis activity. Bases 1 to 4668 code for a protein of 1555 amino acids.
AUGAAUUUAUUGAAUUUAGUAUUUAAUUUUAUUCUCAUUGGAGAAACAAUAGGAAUUCCAAAUAAUGUUUAUAACAAAGUAACUGAAGAAUUUGCUCACUCUGAGAAGGAUAUUAAUAUUACAAAGAAAAGCAAAACCACUAAAUGUAUUUCUUACCUCUUAGAAUCAGAACAAUUUGGAUGUAUCUUCAAUUGUAUAGACUCUAGAGGAAUAAAUGAUCCAGAUGGAAGAAACAUCGAUAAUGAUUCCAUUCUACAAAUUUUAGAGGAAAUAGGAAAAUUGGAAACUAUCUCCGCUAUUGUCAUUGUGCUAAAUGGAGCUCAAUGUAUAGAAACAAUCAAUAUCCAGAAUUUGUUAUCAAAGAUCAAAGGAAACCUUACAGCUUCUCUCUCAGAGAGAGUCAUUUUUCUGAUUACUAAAGGAUGGAAUAAUAGUGUUGAUUUAUCUAGUUUUCAAGAGUAUUUAAAGCCAAAUCGAUCAAAUGUCUUUAAUUUAGAUAUGUCCUUCUUUUCUAGUGAGCCAAAAACAUGGGAUAGAAGAUGCCAACAAAGAAUGGAUAUGGAUUUCGAAGAUUGCUCUAAUGAGUGUUUAAAGAUACUUGACUAUAUCAAGAAUCAAGUACCAGUGAACCCUGGAGAAGUUCUAGAUAUCAAGAAAAGAAGAAAGGAACUAGAGGAUAUGUACUUUCAGGUUAAAGUAUCAAUCAAAAAUAAUUUAGAAACAAAUAAUGAAUUGACCAAGCUUAAAAGCAUACUGAAAGGUUUUGAAGAUAACAAAGAGGAAUUUAAAAAUCACACCUUAACUACAGAGGUUGAUAAUUUUGUUCUUGAAGAGACUCUCAACAAAGUGUUACAUGAUACCAAGAAUGCAUAUGACAAAGCUCUCACUGGUAUAGUUGAUACUAAUUCUAGAAUAGAUACUCUAAAUGAGAGUAUAAAGGAAAUUGAAAAGUCCAUCAAACAAUAUACAGAAAAGUUUGAAGUGAAUUGCAAGAAAAUCAAAAAACUUUGUCCUGGUUUUGAUUUUGUGGAGGAAAUGAAAGUGAAUGUAGGUCAAAUGGAGAUUGAAGUAUUAGGAAUACAAGAUAUGUCUUCAAAUAAAUUAUAUAAAGAUAUGAUAGAAGCAAUUAAAUUACUCUCUGAUAUUAUCCAAUUUGUGUAUCCAUUCAUUUUAUAUAAAUUCGUAGACUUUAUCAAUGAUCCCGAUGAGCCUUUUUACAAAGGAAUCAUCUAUUCAUUCGUUUUAUUACUUGCCUAUGUUUUAACUACAAUACUCAACAAGUAUUAUGAAUUUCGAGUAAACAGAACAGGAUUUAAUGUAAAAACUAUGUUGGUUAAUUCAAUAUUUAAUAAAUCUUUAAAACUAUCAAACUUUGCAGGUGAAGGCAAAACUAAAGGAGAGAUUAUCAAUCUAUGCAAUUCCGAUGUUGCAAUGAUUCAAACCAUAUUUAUAUAUGGUCAAGAAACACUAUCUCUACCAUUUCAAAUUAUCAUUGCUUUGGCACUUCUUAUUAAACUACUCGGGUGGAGUCCAUUGAUUGGAUUCUCGACACUACUCAUUUUCACACCUGGUGGUUCUAAAGUAGCUAAACUUCAGUAUGGUGCUUCACAUAAUGUCAAUAUGAAACGUGAGAAACGUACAUCUCAAAUGACAGAAACAAUAAGUUCUAUCAAGUUUAUUAAAUUAAAUGGAUGGAUUGAAAUGAUGCAAGAAAAGAUAAUGUUUUUAAGAAAUGCGGAAGUUCAAGCACAGAAAAAGAUGAAUUAUAUUACUUCACUUCUGUAUUUGAUUCAUUUCCUUACACCAGAUGCUGUUACAUUGGUUACCUAUUGUACAUAUUCAUUACUUGGUAAUGAAUUAAAGUUGAAUGUAAUCAUGUCUUCAUUAUCAUUAUUCUUUAUUUUGAAAUAUCCAAUUUCAAAUGUACCACAUUUAGUUGCUGGAUUAAUGAUGGCAAAAUCAUCAGUUGGUAGAAUACAAAAAUUCCUCUUGAUACCAGAGGUUGAGAGACCAACCCCAUGCUAUGAUGGAGUGUUACACUAUGGUAAAAUGAAUAGCCAGCCACAUAUCAAAGCAAAUAAUUUGUCAUUGGUAAUUAAAAAUGGUACAUUCCAAUGGAGCUCAAAGGAUUUCGAUGAUCAAACCGAUGAUUCAUCUAAAUCCAUCUCACUCACCGAACAACCGAAAACACCUUUGAUCUCAUCGGUGCCGGAUGAAUCGACAAACGCAACAAUGGAAAUCAAAAAGAUGUUUAGAUUACAAGAUAUCAAUUUGAAAUUAGCAAAGAAUUCAUUGUCUAUUGUCAUUGGUACUGUGGGAAGUGGUAAGAGUAGUCUACUAUCUGCAAUUCUUGGCGAUAUGAAGAUGAAAGAUGGAGGAUCGUUAUCUGUAGAUUCAAAUAUUGGUUAUGUUUGCCAGACUUCAUGGAUUCUGAAUGCUACACUUCGUGAGAAUAUCUUGUUUGGCAAGGAGAUGGUUGAUACAAAGUAUCAGAGUAUUCUUAGGCAAUGUGCAUUGUUACCGGAUAUCGAGAUACUACCUGCCGGUGACCAAACUGAGAUUGGUGAGAAAGGUAUCAAUCUCUCUGGUGGACAAAAGAUGAGAGUUGCAAUAGCAAGAGCAAUCUAUCAUGAAGCGAACCUCUAUCUAUUGGAUGACCCACUGGCUGCACUUGACUAUGAUGUUGCGGUUCAUAUAUUCAACAAUGCCAUCAUCCCACUUGCAAAGAGAUCUACUGUGUUGUUGGUCACACAUCAAUUGUUCCCAUUGGAACAAUCCGAUCAAAUUAUAACAAUGCAGAAUGGACAAAUCAACAGUAUCGUUACAUUCGAUGAGUUACCAAAGGAAUCUUUGGAGAUCUAUCAAAUAAAACAAGAGCAACAACAGCCACUUGAACAACAAGAUGAAAACAAUCCAACAGAAAAGAAAGAAGCAGUUGUUACAACGAACAAUACAAAAUCUAAAAUAGUUGAAGAUGAAGAUAGGAAUGUAGGAAUGGUUUCAAUUAAAGAGUAUAUAGAUUAUCUUAAACAUCUGGGACCAUACUACCUAGUGAUAUCCUGUACUCUGCCAUUCGUUCCACCUUUACUAUCGAUUCUAUCAAACUACUGGCUGACUCUCUGGACAACCAAAUGGGUCGAGGGAGAAUCAUCACUUGGCUAUUAUCUUGGAAUCUACUUUGCCUUGUCAGUGAUGACAUCGAUUACCAUUUUCUUCCAAGUCCUCAUGAAUAUCUUUGGUGGAUUGAGGGCAUCUUCUGUUCUCCAUCACAAGGCAUUAAAUAGAGUGAUGCAUGCACCUAUCCAAUUCUUUGAAAGCAAUCCUGCUGGCCGAAUUAUCAACAGAUUCAGCUCUGAUAUUGCGAAGCUCGACUAUGCAUUACCGGUUCAUUUUGGUGAAGUUAGAAAUUCAUUUUGUUUCUCCAUUGUCAUGGUUGUCCUAUUUUCUGUGGCAUCUCCCUAUAUCCUCAUCCUUCUCGUUCCAAUACUCGUUAGCUUCUACUAUAUCAAAAACUAUUUCCUAAAUAAUGUAAGAGAGUUACAGAGAUUGGAUCAACUCUCACAAUCACCAUUAGUUUCUCACAUCAAUGAAUCACUCAAUGGAAUAUCAACAAUCCGUUCAUUCCAAAGCAUAGAAAGAUUCCAAUUGAAACUCAGUAAUCAUCUCGAUACCAACAUUUCAAUUGCAUUCUCAGAGUUUAGUGUAUCACAAUGGGCAUUCUUGAGAAUCGGUAUGUUGUGCUCUAUGUUUGUACUGGGAACAGGACUAUCUGCAACAUUCCUCAAACACACAUUCUCUGGAGCUGUCAUUGUUCUUGCACUCACUUACACUGUUCAACUCUCACAGCGACUGACAAUAUUUUUCAGAUUCUUUACAUCGGUUGAAACUGAAAUGAACAGUGUACAGAGAGUGUUUCAUUACUCUGAUAAUCUACCACAGGAAUCAACGUAUGCCACAAACAUUCCAAGUGACUGGCCAUCCAAUGGAAAAGUCGAAUUCAUCAACUACUCAAUGAAAUAUAGAGAAGAUCUUUCAAACUCUUUGAAUAAUAUCAACCUUUCCAUCGAAGCCGGAACCAAGAUUGGUAUUGUAGGUCGUACUGGUGCCGGUAAAAGUUCACUUCUCUUGGGACUGUUCCGUCUGAAUGAAGCGGCCACCGGUAAGAUUGAAAUCGAUCGGCUCGAUAUCUCAUUGAUAGGUCUAUCGGACUUGAGAUCUCGUCUCACAAUCAUUCCACAAGAUCCGAUUAUGUUCAACGGAACACUGAGAUACAACCUGGAUCCAUAUGGACAAUUCACCGAUCAAGAGAUAUGGGAUAUUCUCGAACGAAUCCAAAUUAAAGAGACAAUAGAAUCGUUGGACAUACUGGUCUCUGAGGACGGAUCGAAUUUCUCGGUUGGACAAAGACAAUUGUUCUGUUUGGUUAGAGCAUUGCUAAAGAAAUCAAAGAUUAUUGCACUGGAUGAAGCAACUGCAUCGGUAGAUCAAACAGCAGACGCACUCAUUCAACAGAUCAUCAGAGAACAAUUCGAAAACUCCACAGUCAUUACCAUUGCACAUCGUCUCAACACUGUCGCUGACUAUGAUAUCCUCGUCGAGAUGUCAGAAGGUAGAAUCAAGCGUAUCGGUAAACCAUCUGACAUCAUCGAACAAAUUGAUAUUAAUUAA